UGUCAAUAUGUCACUGUACUUCUAGGCCUGUGUAAUUGUAACUGUUAUUAUUAAUAUUAGUAAUAAAUUAAGACAUAAGCUGAUGUAUAAUUAUUGUUCACAACAGUCGUUGAAUACUGGUAUCUUAGGCAUUAGCUACUUGGGGAUGUAGAAGAAUUUAAUUUUUAAAAGAAAAAUAAGCGAUUAUAUUAAUCCAGGUAGCCUAAAGAAAGUAAAUACUAAUUAUAAGAUAAGUAAGUUAUUUCAUAAAAAACGAAACUAAUUUACUAAGUUAACUUACCUGAACUGCAGAUAUUGUUGGGUAGGAAUAUAUGUAUAACCUUCACUGUCAGUGAGAAACAAGUGUUGUAAAAUGACUGAAGAAAUUAACCCGGUAGUUAUAAAAAAAACUCAGGAUACUCUUGGAAAAGUGAUUAAAAAGCCUCCUUUGCAUGACAAGCUGCUAAAGAAGCCUCCAUUUAGAUUUAUUCAUGAUGUUAUUACAAAUGUGAUUAAGACUUCUGGGUUUCUGAAAGGCCUGUACACAGAAGAAGAAAUGGUAUCAGAUAAUGUCAAGGACAAGGAAAGCAAAAUGGAUUUUCUGCAGAAAACAAUUGACGUAGUUGUAAUGGUAACUGGAGAACCCUUGUCUGUCCGUCCAUCUAAAAUUGUUGCAGGUCAUGAAGCAGAAAAAACAAAUGAACUUCUGCAAGCUCUAGGAAAAGCAGUGAUUGACAAGGUGGUAUAUGAACAAAUACCCGGAUCUUCUGUUGUGCCAAUCAAAGCCCUUAGAUGUUAUAUGGCUCAUACAGAACCUUUCAGGGGCCAGAGGAAUUGGCUUUUUAUUCAUUUAGCCUAUUCGGGCUUAUCUGUUAACGAUUGCAAUAUGCUCCACGUCACUUCUCGCCAGAUUCGGCAUCUAUUGAUGUCAUUGGCUGCUCGUCUGAACUGUUCUCUGGAGGAUAUUUUGCAGGCUGAAAAAAGGAAAGAAAAAGAGUCAUCAGGGAAACGAGAAAAAGAAACCAAAGCACACAGAUCUUCAGAAAGAAUAUCAAAGUCAUCACCUAAGAAAAGCUCGGAGUCAACCAGGAGAGAAUCCCGUGUAAGGGAGUCUGCUAAAGAUUCCUCAAGAAAUAAAGAUACGGAUAAACACAAGGACAGGAUCAAAGAUAAGGAAAAAUCAAAAGAAAGAGUUAAAAGCUCCAAACCUGAAGAUCAGAAAAGUAAUUCAAAAGCUAGUGCACGGAGUGGAAGGGAAAGCUCUAGAGGUAGCCAUGAUCGCAGAAGUGCAGCUGUAUCUGGUCGUUCUCGUGGUAAAACACUUGCCAUAACAGAGGAAGAAGACAAAGAAAAUGGACCUAGCUUAGAGCAAGAAGUGGAAGAAGAAACUGCAGAAGUAAUGGACUUAAACAUGGAAUCUUAUAUUCCUGAUACAGUUAAAGAAUCAGGCCCACUUGCUGAUGAUACACCAGCUGUGCUUGAAGAUCAAGAUCAGUUGUUAGACGAUCACCUCGCAGGACAAGGGUUUGAAGAAUUAAAUCAGUUGGAUACUGGAGCUGUGGAAGCUGUUUCAAGUGCCACUGUGUCUCGACCACCAUCUACAAGACCAACCACUGGUAGAUCAAGGCCUCGUACUGGUUCAAGUAAACCAAAAAUUAAUGUUCCACCCAGUGAAUCUGGAACAAGCAUAGAAGAAGUUCAAAAAGAUCUGAGACCUCCCACAUCAUUUGGUUCAUCUUCUGACUUAACUGAUGGUCCUCCACCAACAGCAAGGUCUUCAUUAAGGUCUGCUCUUAAAUCAGCUCGCCCACCUAGUGCCAGGCCAGCACCACCAAAGGUUCGAAAUCGUGACAUUAUUCAGGGAGAAGAACAGAUGAGGUUGGCUAGUGCAAAACCUGUUGCUAAUGUGAUAGUUGACUCAGAAUCCAAGUCUGAUGAUGAAGACGAAGCAUUUGUGGUUGAGGAGGCAGGGCCAUCUGAGCCUGAACUAAAACCUGAACUUCUAGCACCUAAAGAGCCAACAGAAGAUGAACAACAAGGUAGUUUGGUGAAGCAACUUCUAGAAACUAAGAAAGAUCUUGAAGGGGGUAGUCAACAACUCGCAACACGCAGAGUAGAAAUAGAUAAAUCCCAGAUGAUUGACACAGUACACAGCAAGAAGGAAAAAGAAGUGAUGGCCAGAGAAGUAGAAAAAUUACGAGAGUUCAUACAAACUGUCAGCCGAAGUGCCAACCCUCUUGGGAAGAUGUUAGACUACCUGCAGGAGGAUGUGGAUGCCAUGCAGCAGGAACUAAAAAUGUGGCAAAAUGAAAAUCAAAAAAACCUUGUGGCUCUUCGAAGAGAACAAAGUAUCACAGAAACAGCUUUGGAACCUAUGCAAGCACAACUGGAGGAAGUAGAACAAGCUCUUCAAGAUCAGCUAGCCAGUAUUAGUACUCUGAAAGCUACUAUCUUGAGAAAUGAUGAACGCAUUAGUCGUAUGAUGGCAUCUGUUAAUCUACCCCAAAAAGUAUAAUAUGAGGACAGUUGACAAACCCUUUUUAACAUUCAAGAGUUUUAUGUUAAUAUAUAAAAGAUAUUGACCUAUAUAUGUUUAACUCCUUUAACACUGUAUGUGAAAAGAUCUUAGGUUGAGCUGACAGAGCACUUGUUCAGCUCAUUAACACAACAAAUUAACAUUUUCUAACAUCUAGUCAGAUUAGGGUGCAUAUCUAUCAAUUGUAGUGAGAUGCACAACUGUUUUCAUAACCAUUUUCUU
This is a messenger RNA of Limulus polyphemus (Atlantic horseshoe crab), 2737 nucleotides long. It is a transcript of the gene IFT54, whose product is annotated as TRAF3-interacting protein 1-like. The record is from RefSeq and is a predicted model, not a curated record. The transcript is spliced from 16 exons. Gene Ontology annotation, molecular function: microtubule binding. Gene Ontology annotation, biological process: regulation of microtubule cytoskeleton organization; cilium assembly; intraciliary transport. Lineage: Eukaryota; Metazoa; Arthropoda; Merostomata; Xiphosura; Limulidae. Gene Ontology annotation, cellular component: ciliary basal body; centrosome; axoneme. The coding region runs from base 353 to 2494 and encodes 713 amino acids.